Messenger RNA from Plectropomus leopardus (leopard coralgrouper), 2321 nucleotides. RefSeq names its product methyl-CpG binding domain protein 3b (gene mbd3b). Gene Ontology annotation, molecular function: methyl-CpG binding. Gene Ontology annotation, cellular component: nucleus. Lineage: Eukaryota; Metazoa; Chordata; Actinopteri; Perciformes; Serranidae. The record is from RefSeq and is a predicted model, not a curated record. Gene Ontology annotation, biological process: DNA methylation-dependent constitutive heterochromatin formation; negative regulation of transcription by RNA polymerase II.
AGACGAGAUGUUGUUAGCAGGGAGAUCCCAUUACAGAGGACGCAUGUUGUAAUAUGGUCGAAACAAAGCGAUAGGCCUGGCAUCCAAAAAUUAUCCUAAAAAUCCAAUCUGGUUAUCCGCAGUAACUUUUAGUGGAUUUAUAAGCUUCUCGCGUGGGAAAUGGAGAAGAAAAGGUGGGAUUGCACUGCUCUCCCCAAGGGCUGGAAAAUGGAAGAAGUGACCAGAAAGUCGGGUUUGUCAGCUGGAAAAAGCGAUGUCUAUUAUUUUAGUCCAUCUGGGAAGAAGUUUCGGAGCAAGCCUCAGCUGGCCCGUUACCUUGGUAACCAGAUGGACCUCAGCUCCUUCGAUUUCCGCACAGGGAAGAUGCUGAUGAGCAAGCUGAACAAGAACCGGCAGAGACUGCGCUACGAUAACAACAACCAAAAUAAGGGCAAACCUGACUUGAACACGUCGCUCCCAGUACGACAGACAGCCUCCAUCUUUAAGCAGCCUGUUACCAAGGUUACCAACCAUCCAAACAACAAAGUGAAGACGGAUCCACAGAAAGCUGUCGACCAGCCCAGACAGCUAUUUUGGGAGAAGAAACUCAGUGGUCUUAAUGCUUAUGACAUUGCAGAGGAGCUGGUGAAAACAAUGGAACUGCCUAAAGGUCUUCAAGGUGUUGGUCCGGGCUGUACAGACAAGACUCUACUGUCGGCUAUAGCGAGUGCUCUGCACACCAGCGCUGCUCCCAUCACGGGCCAGCUGUCUGCAGCGGUGGAGAAGAACCCGGGAGUCUGGCUCAACACCACACAGCCGCUGUGCAAGGCCUUCAUAGUGACGGAUGAAGACAUCAGGAAACAGGAGGAGCUGGUGUACAGUGUGAGGAAAAGGCUGGAGGAGGCACUGAUGGCUGAUAUGUUGGCCCAUGUCGAGGAGGCUGCCAACGAUGGAGAGGCUCUAAAGGAGGAAGGAAACGGCAGUGAAGAUAUGGAGAGCGUAUAGCACAGGGUUUUAUUUAACGCCAGCACACACGACCAUGAACAGUAGGAGCCAUACAGCAGUCCCACCCUGAUGAACUGUCCCCGAAUAUCUGCGUCCAACUCAAACCUUAACCUGACUUAACACCAGUCCAGAACAACGUGAAGAAGUCUUCCCCUCACCUGACCCCAAAACGCUUGGAGUCUCAAAUGUGUCUUUUCAUCAAUAACUUCACUGGAUGGGACGUUUCGACUUCAGCUACCUUUUAAAUUACUCAAAAUAUUUCUGAACUCUGUUGAGUUUGACUAGAAUUUUUUUUUUAAAUUCCCUUGAACUUUCAAAUAUUAAGAAUAACUUAUCUACAAUGUGUCAAAUUCAAAGUUUGAAGAGAAGCAUUUGAGCGUUUUGUACUGAAAGGCUUUGAACGGGUUUGUAUUUUUUGUGACAAUCAUGUCAAAUCCAAACAUUUUAUGUCAGCAAAAAGAUGAUCUGGGUGCUUUUUUUUGUUCAUGGGCAGAUUGGAAAUGAAUGUUUUGUAUUUUUGGCAUGCCUCUUUAAAUUUUCUGGUGCACUCCAUGAGCAGUUUGACACAAAACGCCACCUUUUCUAGUGGAAUCAGUUGAGAUGUAACAAAGUCGAGCUAAUUUAAGAGAGCUGAUGUUAUUAAAGCAGAAGGUGAAGUUUUAACCCCUCAUAUGUACAUUCAUUCAAGUGGACAGAGUGAAGUUUUUAUUGUUGUAAUUUCAAGGAAAUAUUGUACUUCAUGACGGCUGUGUCAUCCUGUGAGUCAUGUUCAGUAUUAACCAAAGAGGAGACUUGUCAUUUUAAAGAGGGUUGUUCUCGCUGUAACAAAAGUUUGCUCGGUAUUUGAACGUGAGUGAUUGUAUCGGCUCUGCUGUUAUACAACUAAACAUAAGAAACGUAAAAGGUGACGGGGCACAGUGGCAAAGAAAUGACUUGAAACCUCUUUCUAUUGUACAAAUGUACUGUUUUUAAAUCUCCAUUAUGGGUGCUUACUGAUGUUGAUGAUGAAACGUGGCUGUUCAGGCUUUGUUUCUGUCACAGUUUAAUGUGUCAAUGUUACCACACACAUGCUGCCUCCAUGUAAACCCACGCACAAAAGUGACGCGCAGCAAAAUACAGUUAGUGUUUAUGUCAUUUAUCAUCUGAGGAAUAAUGGUUUUUUUUUUUUUUUUUUUUUUUUUUUUUUUUUUUAGUUUUUUAUCCCUGUCUGUCAAGGUUUUUUGGUGAAUAAUGUAUCCAGCUAAAAUAAUUAAAAAUCCCUUCUUAAUAUCAGCAGGCUGAUUGCUGAAAUGAAUUUGAUUUAUAUUACUUAUUAAAAUGAGUCGGUAUGUCAUAAA